AAAUCGAUCUGAUGGUGAAUAGAUCAAACUCAAGUUUUCAGCUCUUUUGUUUUUGUAAACACUUUUUCUCUCUCAAAAUCAUCAAAUCUUUUCUAAACAAAACUCUCUCAUCCUGUUCAACUAUUUUUGUCUCAGAUUCAAAAGGUCAUUUUGGUGGCCCUAAUUCUCGCAACAUGGAGCUUCAAGCCGAUGAUAAGAACAAAAUAUUAAGUAAUUUAGAUGGAAUCAAACUUGAAAAUACAAUGUGUACUUCCGAACGGACUCAAAAUUUACAGCACGAGGAUCGAAGUUAUGAAAAUAAAUCAAAAGUUUUGCUUUCAAAAAGUCCAAAACAUCAACAAUUUAACAAACUGAUUCGAAAGCCAAAUGAAGCACAAUUUAUUACUUAUCACUACUAUUUCCAUAGUAAACCACAAGGCUCACCCCAACUUGCGCUCAGUGAGAUAAACAUGAGACGAGAACUUCAAGAGGAUGAAUGGACAUUGACUAAUUUUUACGCUACUUAUCAGAUCUUACUCAUGGGAAGAGAUUUGCUAAAGACUAAAAUUGAUCCAAAAAAACAAAUCAGAUUAUAUGGAAAUUCAAACGUUGAACGUUAUUUCAAUGAAAAAAUCCGGAUGCCAAACGAUGAUCAGUUAGACCAAUUUCAUCUUCAUUUUCAUUCGAAAACUUCGACUACACCACAAAAUUUUCUUGCUCAUAUAAACAUAACGAGGCAUUCAAAUGAGCCCGAAUGGUCGCUCGUUAAUCUUUUCUCAACUUACGAGUUAUUGAUUAUGGGGAGUCGAUUUAAAAAACUACCAAGUGCUAAGCCUUCACGUGAAUAUGUUAAAGCGGAAGAAGAGAUACGAAAAUUUUAUCUCUCAACUGAGUUCAGGUCAUCGUGACCCAUCGUUAUGGCAACAUUAACUUUGGAACAUGUUUGAGUUUUAAUUAAGAUUAAAUCUCAUCUAAAAAGGAAAUUGGUAAUAAUCAGAUUGUUUCGAGGAUCAUUAUGCGUAAUUAUUUAUGUUUAGUAUUUUUUUUAAUCGAAAUAAUUGAUUAAUUGCAACCCUUUCGAAUGGUUUGCUCUACAAAUCGUUUUCACCAUGAUAGGUCAUUUUGAAAGGCAUUAAUGGAAUUGAAAAUUAACCGAAAAUCUUUGUCUGAUUGUUUCAAUUGAGGGUUAACAAUUUAAUGUUUACUCUGAUUUACUCUGUAAACACCAAAGUAACACCAUGAUAAUUAUCAUGAUUGCUAUGCUAAUAAUAAAAAGUGAUCAUUGAACCAACAAUACAUACAAUUUACCUU
Panonychus citri (citrus red mite) is the source of this 1290-nucleotide messenger RNA. RefSeq lists its product as uncharacterized. Bases 12 to 887 code for a protein of 291 amino acids. Lineage: Eukaryota; Metazoa; Arthropoda; Arachnida; Trombidiformes; Tetranychidae. The transcript has 4 exons. The record is from RefSeq and is a predicted model, not a curated record.